Messenger RNA from Dermacentor andersoni, 1860 nucleotides. RefSeq lists its product as uncharacterized. The record is from RefSeq and is a predicted model, not a curated record. NCBI's taxonomy places the organism in Eukaryota, Metazoa, Arthropoda, Arachnida, Ixodida, Ixodidae.
UACUUAAUUGGCGAAUUCUUUAUUAAUUGAGCGCGUAUGUGCAGUGAAUAUUCGGGUGAUGGGGGUCACGUUAGAACAGAAGAAGGAAGAGAAGAAGACGAAAGCGAGGCCCCGGUGAGGCUCAUUCGGCUCUCUCGCAAAAUUUGAGGCAGCAACAGCAAAAUUCACGCCUGCGGUCUCCCUCAAGGCAGGUCAGCAGUUACACACUUCCUCCGACAAAAUCGUCUCGAGCGCGUCGGAAGCGCCCGCUCCACGAUUGCUGCAAGUCUUCCAUCGGACCGCCUGCCCCACAGUCGUGCGAGUCUUCCACCCACCGGGCCGUGGUCCGCGGUGUUCUGUAGCUCUCUUCCGACUACGGUGCUCUACGCUGCCUCGAAGACCGCCAUCCGAGCGAGAGACGUGUACGAGCCCCGCGGCAACACACAUCGUGUAGCCGUUGGCAACUACAACAACACCAAAAAGAGUGUCGCUGCUGUUACGUCGCCCAGGCGAAAGACGCUGACGUCAUGCCCCUCCCGCGCCGUGAAAAGACAGCGUACAACGACAUCCGGCAGCCCGCUACCGAUGAGGUGCCGCACAUUCCGAGGCUGCCGCAGGGCCCGGUGUGCAUCAAGCAGUCCGUCAAGAAGUACAGGGACCGCGUGAUGCCCGAUUGGUUCCAAAAGGUCACGGAGGAAGCUGACAAGUGCCAGAAGCUCAAGAUGGGACGGGCUCGCUACGCCAAGGACGACGGCGGCCCGUCGGCAGGACCCAAGGAAAAAUCAAAGGACAGUCGCCCUAAAAACGUCACCAUCGGGACGGCUGCCUCGGAGGUCGCUAGCGGUGCCCUUCUGUGCCGGCAGUGUCUGGGCCCGGGAGCGGCGGGAAGCCCCUACCGGGGCCCGCUGCUUAGCUGCUACUACCGACAGUACGCGCGUGACUCAGGCGUGUGCCAGUCUUUUGUGCCGCUGCUGCACACGAUGCGGCUCAGCGAGGCGCUCAGGGCGCCCCAGCUGAGCCCCGUGCAACAGCGGAGCAGGCGCCCUCUCCCGCGCGCCGCUUGCGCUAUCAGGUAAAAUCCGAUAGCCAAGACGAAUCGUUGCCAGCACCAAAGGGAAGAAAAUCGUCGAGAAGUAGAGGCAAACCGAAGGCUGACAAAGUGGCGAUGGAGAACGAGGUGGAAGAAAGCAAGUGAAUCUAUAAAGUGCUUGCCGGGGCCCCGAGAGCUUGCUCUGACUGUCGUCACAUUAAUUAAUUGAUUCGUUAGUUACUAAGUUGGUUAGUCAGUUAGUUAGUUAGUUAGUUAGUUAGUUAGUUAGUUAGUUAGUUAGUUAGUUGAUUCAUUCAUCACGAUGCCAUCGUUAGUGUCUCGCUGAAAGUCGGCACCUCGUUUCUGCAUGGCGCUGUCAGAAAGCGAUGUUUCUAGUUAAUUUAUUUCGCCACGCGCAGUGAAUUGUAAAUAGCGGUUUUCCAAAUACACUGAACCUUUUCACAGCGUCGAUAACUGUUAACUGAAACGUAUGCUGAGCACGUGUUAUUCGAAACUUGUGAAGAGCCCACGGCUUCUGCUACACGAAGAUGACUUCAUUACUCGUCACGUUUCUGUUAUGCAAUGGGGCUGUACGCCGAACAGCGAAUGAUCACAAAGUUAACUAGUGAAAAUUAGUUAACUUGACACUGCGAGUUCAAGUAAUACGACUGAUGGGACAGAAUAUCGUUAGCUGCCACGGUAGAUUUCUAACGAUUCUGCUUUCUAUAUUAGAACCACCGGCGAUACGGUGCAAUCGACCGCAUGCUGGUAAUUAUUGGGACCAUAGGUAGCAUUUGGAAGAGAUCUUGUAUGUAAUAUGCGUCAUAAGCGUCAAUAAACGAUUCCAUUUA